CUCAGUGGGUUUACAGGACUGCAGGGGCUGGGGAACAGCCUCGCCGCCACCACCAUGUCGCCUAGCCUCACCAAUGGCAACUCCGGGCUCGACGUCUUGAGUCAGGCGUACACAGGAUUUCACCAAUAUGCAGGCUCGUCAGGUUUACUCAGCCCAGCUACAGAGGCUAACAGUCCCAUGAGCUUAUCAUCCCAACCAAUGCCAGUCAACCUGAAGCUGCUCGUGUCUGUGGAUCUAACAACGACUGGAGAUGAUGAGAAGGAGCCUCUCCUCAAUGGACUGGACUUCCUGCCGGACGGGAGACUGGUAGCAGUGGAUAACCAGAACAUGAAAUGUAUCAUACUGAAUGAGCGACUACAGAGACUUGGAACACCGUACAAGUUCAAGGGUAGCCCAUUUAGCGUAGUAUGGUUGUCUCAUGAUACACUGUGUGUAACGUUUAACGAUGUAGUAUGUCUCCUGUCUGUGAGUACAGACAAUACCAUCACACUGACCAGGCAGAUCAAAACAUCAUCCUCGUUCUACUCUAUAUGCUGCAUGUCUCCAUAUAACAUGGUCGUGAGUACGUACGAUGAUCCCCGUCCUGUGAGAAUGAUAUCAGUGGACGGGGUAGAGUCAGACUUUGAUCACUUCCUGACGUUUCCUAUGAAGACUUACAAAGUAGAUGAGAGUAGGUGCACGUAUGUCCAGUCUAAGAACACGUUAGUACUGACUGACAGGUUCGCUCAUACGGUAUACAUUUACGACACCUUGAAAGGCACGUCUAGAGCAGUCACUAAUGAGAACAUACAGGAACCUCGUGGUGCCUGUGUAGGGCCUGGUGACACGGUGCUGGUGUGUAGUAAGGAUAAGAACUCCAUCGUGCACCUGACCAUCCACGGUAAAAUACUGGGUACCUAUCCAGUGGAUAUGAAGUACCCGUACAGCAUAUGUAUGUCUAAGGAUGGUACCAAGCUGGUGGUGUCUAACAACGCUAUAUGCGCCAAGAAACUUCAGUUGUAUAAGAUAUCACAGGCAAUGAGUUAGCUGACUAGUAAGAUGUAAAUGUUAUCUGUGUGAUCAGGCUUUCUACACAGUUAUUAAAUAUUGACUUUCGUGUAUUGUUUGUGUUAAAUAAACUCGGAAUACUGUUCCGAUUAAUUAAAAUUAAAUAGAGUUGUAAGAAGGUUUUAUCGUUGAAGAAUUUCAAAAGGUUUCGAACUAACUAUGUAUUGUGCUUGUAUUAUAAUGUAAUAUGUGUAUUUCUACCUACCUUCAAUAACUAUUUUAGUGUAUAU
Molecule: messenger RNA, 1277 nt
Organism: Dreissena polymorpha
Lineage: Eukaryota; Metazoa; Mollusca; Bivalvia; Myida; Dreissenidae
Exons: 2
Coding region: 55-1026 (323 amino acids)
Source: RefSeq, a predicted model, not a curated record